Knipowitschia caucasica is the source of this 2211-nucleotide messenger RNA. NCBI's taxonomy places the organism in Eukaryota, Metazoa, Chordata, Actinopteri, Gobiiformes, Gobiidae. The record is from the annotation of a GenBank genome assembly.
AUGUGGGUACAGAGGAGGUGGGUACAGAGGAGGUGGGUACAGAGAGGUGGGUGCAGAGGAGGUGGGUGCAGAGGAGGUGGGUGCAGAGGAGGUGUGUACAGAGGAGGUGGGUGCAGAGGAGGUGUGUACAGAGAGGUGGGUACAGAGGAGGUGUGUACAGAGGAGGUGGGUACAGAGGAGUUGGGUGCAGAGGAGGUGUGUACAGAGGAGGUGGGUACAGAGGAGGUGUGUACAGAGGAGGUGGGUGCAGAGGAGUUGGGUGCAGAGGAGGUGUGUACAGAGGAGGUGGGUGCAGAGGAGUUGGGUGCAGAGGAGGUGUGUACAGAGGAGGUGGGUACAGAGGAGGUGGGUGCAGAGGAGGUGGGUGCAGAGGAGGUGUGUACAGAGGAGGUGUGUACAGAGGAGGUGGGUACAGAGGAGGUGGGUGCAGAGGAGGUGGGUGCAGAGGAGGUGUGUACAGAGGAGGUGGGUACAGAGGAGGUGGGUACAGAGGAGGUGGGUACAGAGGAGGUGCGUACAGAGGAGGUGGGUACAGAGAGGUGGGUACAGAGAGGUGGGUACAGAGGAGGUGUGUACAGAGGAGGUGGGUACAGAGGAGGUGGGUGCAGAGGAGGUGUGUACAGAGGAGGUGGGUACAGAGGAGGUGGGUACAGAGGAGGUGGGUACAGAGGAGGUGCGUACAGAGGAGGUGGGUACAGAGAGGUGGGUACAGAGAGGUGGGUACAGAGGAGGUGGGUACAGAGGAGGUGGGUACAGAGGAGGUGGGUACAGAGGAGGUGGGUACAGAGGAGGUGGGUGCAGAGGAGGUGGGUGCAGAGGAGGUGGGUGCAGAGGAGGUGUGUACAGAGGAGGUGGGUGCAGAGGAGGUGUGUACAGAGAGGUGGGUACAGAGGAGGUGUGUACAGAGGAGGUGGGUGCAGAGGAGGUGGGUGCAGAGGAGGUGGGUGCAGAGGAGGUGUGUACAGAGGAGGUGGGUGCAGAGGAGGUGUGUACAGAGAGGUGGGUACAGAGGAGGUGUGUACAGAGGAGGUGGGUGCAGAGGAGGUGGGUGCAGAGGAGGUGUGUACAGAGGAGGUGGGUACAGAGGAGGUGGGUGCAGAGGAGGUGGGUGCAGAGGAGGUGUGUACAGAGGAGGUGUGUACAGAGGAGGUGUGUACAGAGGAGGUGUGUACAGAGGAGGUGGGUACAGAGGAGGUGGGUGCAGAGGAGGUGUGUACAGAGGAGGUGGGUGCAGAGGAGGUGUGUACAGAGAGAGGAGGUGGGUACAGAGGAGGUGGGUACAGAGGAGGUGCGUACAGAGGAGGUGGGUACAGAGAGGUGGGUACAGAGGAGGUGGGUACAGAGGAGGUGGGUACAGAGGAGGUGGGUACAGAGGAGGUGGGUACAGAGGAGGUGGGUACAGAGGAGGAGGAGGUGUGUACAGAGGAGGUGGGUGCAGAGGAGGUGGGUGCAGAGGAGGUGUGUACAGAGGAGGUGGGUACAGAGGAGGUGGGUGCAGAGGAGGUGUGUACAGAGGAGGUGUGUACAGAGGAGGUGUGUACAGAGGAGGUGGGUACAGAGGAGGUGGGUACAGAGGAGGUGGGUACAGAGGAGGUGGGUGCAGAGGAGGUGUGUACAGAGGAGGUGUGUACAGAGGAGGUGGGUACAGAGGAGGUGGGUGCAGAGGAGGUGUGUACAGAGGAGGUGGGUGCAGAGGAGGUGUGUACAGAGAGGUGGGUACAGAGAGGUGGGUACAGAGGAGAUAUGAACAGAGGAGGUGUGUACAGAGGAGGUGUGUACAGAGGAGGUGGGUACAGAGGAGGUGGGUACAGAGGAGGUGGGUACAGAGGAGGUGGGUACAGAGAGGUGGGUACAGAGGAGGUGGGUACAGAGGAGGUGGGUACAGAGGAGGUGGGUACAGAGGAGGUGGGUACAGAGGAGGUGGGUACAGAGGAGGUGGGUACAGAGGAGGAGGAGGUGGGUACAGAGGAGGUGGGUACAGAGGAGGUGGGUACAGAGGAGGAGGAGGUGGGUACAGAGGAGGUGGGUGCAGAGGAGGUGGGUGCAGAGGAGGUGGGUACAGAGGAGGAGGAGGUGGGUACAGAGGAGGUGGGUGCAGAGGAGGUGGGUGCAGAGGAGGUGGGUACAGAGGAGGAGGAGGUGGGUACAGAGGAGGUGGGUGCAGAGGAGGUGGGUAGCAGACUCGAUGCAUGCGGCAAAAGCAGGAGAUAA